AUAAUUUAAUGGAUAGCAUAGAGAAGGAGGUGGAUAAUGAGAGAGGAUAUUGGUCAAAGCAUUCAUCAGCAAAUGGUUAGACAUAUUACUACAAUGUAAAGACUGGAUAAUCUCAAUGGGAGAAACCAGAAUGCCUUUAAGAUGAGGAAUCAGAAAUAGAAGAGGAAUGGUAACAAUACUUAACAGAGGAUGGAAAACCUUAUUGGUACAAUCGAACAACAAGGGAGAGUAAAUGGCAAAAACCAGAGGAGGAAUAAUAUACGUAUGGAAUUAUAAUAUUAGUACAGAUCAGGAGAGGAAGAGGAUAUAAUACCACCUAAUCCAAUAGAUUAAUUCACAUAAUUAUUGAAGGAUAAUAAGAUUACAUCAAGUGUAAAAUGGGAUUCAGUUGUUAAGCAAUUAUAAAGUGAUUCAAGAUGGAAAUGUAUAGUCAGUAUAAGUCAUAAGAAGAAGAUCUAUAAUCAAUAUUUGGAGGAAUUAAAGAAAUAAGAGAAGGAAGAGAAUAAAACUAAAUUAAGUAUGGCAAAGGAAGACUUUAUGAAAAUGUUAGAAGAACAUAAGAUCCUAUCAUCGGAUAUCAAGUUAUGGAAAGUAUAAAGUUAUCUUGUUACAGAUGCAAGAUGGAAAGCCAUUCCUGAUGAAAAGGAAAGAGAAAAUUUAUUCCAAGAUUAUUUAGAUAAGUUAUAUAAGUAAGAGCAAGAACAAAUGAAAGAGAGUAGAAAGACUACUACUGAAGAUUUUAGAAAAAGGUUACAAAGACAUAUAGAAAUAGGAGUGUUAAGUCAUAGUUCCACUUGGGAAGAGUGCUUAAAGUUAUUCAGUUAAGAUAGACUCUUAUAAUAGAUGUUACCAAUUGAUGCUUUAGGAGUAUUUGAAGAGGUAUCUAUUCAUAUUUAAUAACUAGGUUAUUAAUCCACUAUAUGAAUAAUGGAGAUAGUCAAUCAUCUCUAAAUAUAGACAAAAUAGAAUCAAUUUUAGAGAAUUGCUAUAAGAACACCUUGCUGAAGGUUUAUUGACACAUAAGACUAAAUGGGGUUAAUUUGUAUAGACAAUAUAAUAAGAUGAUAGAUUUAUUUGCAUGCUCGGAUAACCAGGUUCAUAACCACAUGAAUUGUUUUAAGAUUUCAUUUCACAUUUAAAGUAGAACCAUUAACUAUAUAAAUCAGAAUUAAAAAUGCAUCUCUAACAAAAAGGAGUCAGGGUUUUGACCAAUGUCACUUUUGAAGAAGUUGAUUCAUUAUUUCUUGAUAAUCAGAUUUGGACCAAAAUGCCAUCUCAUGAAAAAAAAUAUUACUAUCGCUAUUUUCAAGAAAAUAUCAAAUAAUCAACUAGCAUUUAAUCUAAACGUUAUAAGAAAAUGUGUAAAAGAUACAUUAAAUUAUUAAAAUCUUUACCUGAUUAUAAAUCUUAUGAAGAGAUGUUACCUAUUAUCAAUUCCAAAAUUUAAGAGAAUCCCAAAUUGGCUGGAUUAGUAGAAGAACAAAAGAAAGCUCAAUAUGAAUCAUUUGUAGCCAAUCUCUAACAAUAAUAAUCAUAAUAAUAACAAACAUAAUCAUAGUAAAUAUCUAUUUUACCUAUUUUGAAUUAAUAAUAAUAGUAAUAGUAACAAUAAUAAUAAUAAUAAUAAUAAUUGUUAUAAUAAUAAUAGUAAUAGUAAUAAUAAUAAUAAUAGUAAUAGUAAUAAUAAUAGUAAUAGUAAUAGUAAUAGUAAUAGUAAUAAUAAUAAUAAUAAUAACAACAAUAAUAAUAAUAAUAAUAAUAACAAUAAUAAUAAUAAUAAUAAUAACAAUAAUAAUAAUAAUCCACUCAAAUUCAAGAAGAACCAAUAUAGACUUAGAUUUCAGAGAAAGAUUAAAGUGAGAGGAAGAAGAAGAAAAAGAAGGAGAAAAAAGAGAAGAAGGAUAAGAAAUAAAAGGAGGAGGGUUCUAUGAGAUAAGAUUUGAAUCAAGUUGAACCAGAGAAAACAAAAAAAAAUAAAUAGGAACAUGAACCUGAACCUGAAUCUGGAGAAAUCUAGCCUAAUUAUGAUUUUAAUGAUUAGGAGAAGUCUAAGAGUAAAGGAAAGAAACAUCGUAAAAGUCAUCAUAAGAGUAAAAAACAUUACAAAUAAUGA
Messenger RNA from Paramecium sonneborni, 2113 nucleotides. Lineage: Eukaryota; Ciliophora; Oligohymenophorea; Peniculida; Parameciidae. The record is from the annotation of a GenBank genome assembly.